AUGAAGACCUUCGUAGUUUCUUUACUCGUCGCUUCACUCAUCGCUAUUAGCGCAAGUGAAUCCGUAAAGAAAGUGCAGAAACGUGGUCUUAUCGGUGGCAACCAUGGCUUUGGCGUAUCGGGUGAAGUAGCUUCAGCUGACUCCGGAUACCUCCCACCUGUAUCUUCCAUAACAUCUGUCAAGAAACCCUACGUAGUGUCCUCCGGUCCAGCCUCGUCCUAUGGUGUCCCAGCGUCGGUGUCAUCUUACUCUGUUCCAGCGCCAGUUUAUGAUGUUCCAGUCUCUGCACCAGUUACAUCCUAUAGCAGCUCUGUUUCGUCAGUAGUUCCAUCCUAUACCGCUUCUGUCUCCGCUCCUGUUUCUGCUCCAGCACACGCUCAUGUCUCUGCUCCAGUCCAGGCCCCUGUUUCUGUUCCAUUCCACGCUCCCGUCUCUGUUCCAGUCGCAUCUUAUGGUGCCCCUGUUGCUGCACCUCUUCCAUCUUACAGCGCCUCUGUCUCAGUACCAAGUUCAAGUUAUGGAGUCCCUAGUCUGUCACCAGCACCAGUUCACAGCAGCCCUGCUCUAGCUGCUUCGAUACCUUUGUCCGUGGGAUCCGUCAGUGUACCUAGCACUUCUUAUGGAGUACCAAGCGCCGUUGUUCAUUCCGUGCCCUCUGUGGGAGUCUCAUACAGCUCAGCCAAUUAUCCAAGUAAAAAUUAUGGAGUCCCGUCAAGCUACGUUUCUGGAGGUGGACUUUCAUUGAAUUCUUUCAACGUGCCCAGCAGAGUUUAUGGAGUACCUAGCUCAGGUAGCUAUAGCAGUGGAUACUCUAGUGGAUCAGUAUCAAUUUCAUCGUCGGGCAGCUUGGCAUCGAGCUCUACUCACGCAGCUUCCAAUGAUGGAUAUUCGUACCCUGUACCGUCGAAACAAUUAUUUGUCUAA
Messenger RNA from Bombus pyrosoma, 924 nucleotides. Its product is annotated as flocculation protein FLO11-like. The coding region runs from base 1 to 924 and encodes 307 amino acids. The transcript has 2 exons. Lineage: Eukaryota; Metazoa; Arthropoda; Insecta; Hymenoptera; Apidae. The record is from RefSeq and is a predicted model, not a curated record.